AUGGAACAGCUCCGCUACCUCGGCUCUAUGGCCGGCCACAAGGGCUGGGUCACCGCCAUUGCGACUUCAUCCGAAAACCCGGACAUGAUUCUAACCGCCUCUCGAGACAAGACAAUAAUUGUGUGGCAGCUGACCCGCGAUGAGGACCAGUACGGCUACCCGAAGCGCAUCCUCCAUGGGCAUAACCACUUCGUCUCCGACGUUGUUAUCUCAUCCGAUGGCCAGUUCGCCCUCUCCUCCUCGUGGGAUCACACCCUACGCCUGUGGGAUCUUAAUACCGGUCUCACCACUCGCCGAUUCAUCGGCCAUACGUCCGAUGUCCUGUCCGUUAGCUUCAGUGCUGACAAUAGGCAGAUCGUCUCGGGUUCGCGCGACAAGACAAUCAAGCUCUGGAACACCCUCGGGGAGUGCAAGUACGACAUCAAGGACGAUGGUCACACUGAAUGGGUAUCGUGUGUCCGCUUCAGCCCGAACGUCCUGAACCCUGUUAUUGUCUCUUGUGGGUGGGACAAGGUCGUAAAGGUCUGGGAGCUGUCGAAGUUCAAGCUCAAGACCAACCACUAUGGUCACACUGGUUACAUCAACACCGUCUCUGUCUCUCCCGAUGGUUCGCUCGCGGCGUCGGGCGGCAAGGACGGUAUCACAAUGCUGUGGGACCUCAACGAGGGCAAGCACCUUUACUCCCUCGAGGCUGGCGACAUCGUCAAUGCACUUGUCUUCUCCCCCAACCGCUACUGGCUGUGCGCAGCAACAGCAACUUGCAUCAAGAUCUUUGACUUGGAGAGCAAGUCGAUUGUCGAUGAGCUCAAACCCGACUUCGCACAGAGUGCGUCCUCUCGGGAACCCGAGUGUGUGUCGAUCGCCUGGUCUUCGGACGGCCAGACGCUCUUCGGUGGCUUCACAGAUGACCUCGUCCGUGUGUGGUCCGUCGUGUCAUAA
This is a messenger RNA of Sparassis crispa, 939 nucleotides long. RefSeq names its product Guanine nucleotide-binding protein subunit beta-like protein. The coding region runs from base 1 to 939 and encodes 312 amino acids. Gene Ontology annotation, molecular function: translation regulator activity; protein kinase C binding; ribosome binding. Gene Ontology annotation, cellular component: cytosol; nucleus. The record is from RefSeq and is a predicted model, not a curated record. Gene Ontology annotation, biological process: positive regulation of protein phosphorylation; rescue of stalled cytosolic ribosome. The transcript is spliced from 5 exons. NCBI's taxonomy places the organism in Eukaryota, Fungi, Basidiomycota, Agaricomycetes, Polyporales, Sparassidaceae.